Messenger RNA from Akanthomyces muscarius, 1635 nucleotides. RefSeq lists its product as uncharacterized. NCBI's taxonomy places the organism in Eukaryota, Fungi, Ascomycota, Sordariomycetes, Hypocreales, Cordycipitaceae. The transcript is spliced from 2 exons. Gene Ontology annotation, molecular function: carbohydrate:proton symporter activity. Gene Ontology annotation, biological process: transmembrane transport; carbohydrate transport. The record is from RefSeq and is a predicted model, not a curated record. The coding region runs from base 1 to 1635 and encodes 544 amino acids. Gene Ontology annotation, cellular component: membrane.
AUGGCUUCGUCGCAAGCAAGCGACUACGCCAAUAAGCACGACUCGGGUGUCGUUGCUGAGCCCCUCGCCGACUCCUCGCGCCAGACCUCGUCCAACAGCACCACCGUCGACGUCGACGAGUAUGGUCACCUCACACUAUGGCAGGCCAUUAGGAAGUGGAAUCGUGUCUUUUGGUACUCGCUCGCCAUCUCAUCAACCAUUCUCAUGUUUGGCUAUGAUUUCGUCAUUGUCGGCAACUCGUCCUCCAUGCCUGCUUUCCAGCACGAUUUUGGCGAGUACUAUCAAGGCCAGUGGAUUAUACCCUCGCUCUGGCUUGGUCUAUGGACAUUCAUCUCCCCCGGCGGCAUGAUGAUUGGAUCCCUUUUUGUUGGCUACUUUCAGGACUGGUACGGUCGCAAAGCCUCGUUUUUCGUCUCUUCCUUCCUCGCCGCCAUCGCCACGGCCAUCUGCUUCUGCUCCCAGUACCCCGACGAGAUUCUCCAGCGCCGCGGUACCUUUCUCGGCGGCAAGGGCUUUCAAGGUCUCGCUCUCGGUAUGAUGAUGACCACUUGCCAGACCUAUCUCUCCGAGAUUGCCCCUCCCAAGCUUCGUGGCCCGCUCCUCGCCUUUUUCCCCAUCUUCACCCUCGUUGGCCAGCUGAUCGGCGCCCUCGUCAUUUACGGUCUUGUUUCGUCUCCCAACGGCUACGCUAUUGCCUUCGCCACCCAAUGGAUCUUUGCCGUCAUCGCCUUUGUCGUCUCCUUCAUCAUUCCCGAGAGUCCCAUUUAUCUGAUCCGCAAGGGCCAGAUCGAAAAGGCUCGCAAGGCUCAGCACAGAUUAGCGGGCCACGAUACCGAUCCCGACCGCAUCCUUUCCAUCAUGGAGCGCGACAUUGAGCACGAAAACCGCCAGUCCCCUGCAACCCUGACCGCUUGCUUCUCCAAGAUUCAGCUGCGCCGAACCAUGGUUGUCCUCUUCACCAGCGUUCUUCCGCAGAUGUUCGGCCUGACCCUCCUCUCGCAAGCCAGCUACUUUGGCCAGGUUGUAGGCAUCGAAGCCAAGGUCAGCUUGGUCCUCUUGAUCGCCGGUGUCCUGACCGGCUGCAUUGCAAAUAUCAUCAGCAUGUGGUCCAUUGGCCGCUUCGGCCACCGCUCUCUUUCCCUCGUUGGCCUCACCGUCUGCGGCUUCCUCUGGCUCAGCAUGGGAAUCGCCGGCAGCAUCGCCCGCAACAUUACUGUCGCAUGGUAUUGCUCUGCCAUUCUGAUUCUCGUCACCGCCAGCUCAGGUCUGACCGUCUGGCCCGCCUCAUACGCCGUUGGCUCCGAAGUCUCCACCCUGCACCUGCGUGCCAAAGCCCAGGGUGCUGGCUGGCUGUUUUCCAGCGCUUUUAGUGCUGGUUUCGGCCUCGGCCUGCCCUACAUAUACAACCCGGAUGCCGGUAACUUGCGCGCCAUGGUUGGCUACAUUUUUGCCGCAUUCUGCUUCUUCAGUCUAAUUAUUACCUGGCUCUACGUGCCUGAGAUGAAGGGUCGCACCCCGUCUGAGAUUGACCGCAUGUUUGACCUCAAACUCAGGACCCGAGAAUUUAAACAUUGGCGUGCCGACGGUGCCCUUGAGAGCGCAAAGUACUACAGAUCGAGAUCUGUAUGGAUUUGA